AUGGAUGGUUCAAGGAGGCGAUUCACAUGCGUUGAACAAUACUACAUGUAUAGCAAAGCUUUGUCGGCCGGAGAUAAAACAGCUGCUGAACAAAUAAUGUCAGAACGCGAUCCGAAGAACAUGAAACGAAUCGGCACGAAGAUUGAAGGAUUUGAUCGGGAAAGGUGGGAUGGCAUGAGCACAUCUAUCAUGACCCUUGCCUUAGAAGCGAAGUUCAUGCAAGACACUCAAAUGCGUUACAUGCUGUUUUUGACUCACGGUUCAAGGCUUGUCGAAUGUUCACCGUCUGACGUCAUCUGGGGCAUUGGUCUCCCAAUCAACAGUCCAGAUGCCGUUAAUCCUUCACGAUGGCGUGGUAAAAAUCGUCUUGGAAGCCUUAUGGAUGCUGUACGAGAGAAAUUAUGGGUCAUGGAUGAAUACAGAUCUCGCCACUCAAUCGGCGCUAUCGAAGGGUGUUCUGAUGCAAAGUGUUCUGAUAGCUCUUCUCGACGUCAGUCUAUCGAUAGCGCUCUUCGGCAGCGAAGUACCGAAGCUGAAGAAGAUUUGAUCGCCGCGGUAUACGUAGAGAAACGGCGUCGAAGCCGAAAUAAAUGCCCAGAAAAGGACGACACAGACACAGACGUGGCACCGCCAUCUCGGAAGCGAAUGCUGUUGGAGGGUGGUGUCAAUCAGUCACCCUCAAGCACUCCUCCAGCUCAAUCCCAUCCUGUGAACCGUGGUAGUGAUGAUCCUGAAGAUCAUCUGAAGAAAUCGUCUGAACCUCCCUCAGCAAAUGCUGGCAAAUCGACUGCUCUGCUUGACGUUGUGGACCCUUCCAUACAAGAGAUACUGCUUCCUGGCGAUGUUUCGCAAAAGGAUGAUGUGUUCUCAUGCUCCGAAGAUGAUGUACGUGUUGAGGAUAGCGCCACUGCUGCGGCAACGAAGGAGGACGAUGUUGCGGAAAGGCUUAGAGCCGCUUGUAAUGAAGACGACUUGGUCACUGAAAGUGAAAAGAAGUCUGAAGAAAUAGAGUUCAAAGUGCGGAAAAAUGUAACCUCGAAAAGACCGCCGGAUGAGGAUGAUGAAAAAGCAAAACCAGCAAUGACCGAAGUAGGAGUGAUCGCAGUUCACGGCGCAAUGGCGAAAGAUCCACUUCGCGAAGCAGAGAGAGGUGAAAAACGCCACAAAAAGGAGUCACCGAACGAUGACAGUAAGGAUGAAAGAAAGGAGAAAGCCAAUAACUCAGGCGAUGACGGCAACACGAGCAAACUGAACACAGAAACCUCGAGUGUCGGUCCAACAAGCACAGCUGUAGAGACGUCACAAACUAAAACCGAUAACGUGGGUAACUCAGCUGCAACACCGACUUCAAAAACAGACAAGGUACCGUUUUUUUAUGUAAAUCAGAAAUGGCAUAUUCCAUAA
Molecule: messenger RNA, 1404 nt
Organism: Haemonchus placei
Lineage: Eukaryota; Metazoa; Nematoda; Chromadorea; Rhabditida; Trichostrongylidae
Source: the annotation of a GenBank genome assembly